Messenger RNA from Myodes glareolus (Bank vole), 1421 nucleotides. Its product is annotated as BRO1 domain-containing protein BROX. NCBI's taxonomy places the organism in Eukaryota, Metazoa, Chordata, Mammalia, Rodentia, Cricetidae. The record is from RefSeq and is a predicted model, not a curated record.
AUGACCCACUGGUUUCAUAGGAAUCUUAAAGCUACAGCUCCCGUGUCUUUUAACUACUAUGGCAUGAUCACUGGUCCUCCUGCUUCGAAGAUCUGCAACUUACUGUCUGUUGAUGUUAGUGAUUUGAGAUCAUCCAGGACUCGGCUCCUCGAGUUGUUCACUGAUUUAAGCUGUAAUCCGGAAACGAUGAAGAACGCAGCAGACUUGUAUUUCUCACUUUUACAAGGUUUCAUAAAUUCACUGGGUGACUCUACCCAAGAAAGCAAGUUACGAUAUGUGCAGAGCUUCAAGUGGACUGAUACAUUGCAAGGACAUGUUCCGAGGGCCCAGCAGGAUGCUGUUUUUGAAUUGAUAUCCAUGGGAUUUAACGUAGCAUUAUGGUAUGCCAAAUAUGCUUCACGAUUGGCCGGAAAAGAAAACGUAACAGAAGAUGAAGCAAAAGAAGUCCAUCGGAGUCUAAAAAUUGCAGCUGGGAUUUUUAAACAUUUAAAGGAAAGUCAUAUAUCCAAACUUCUUACACCAGCAGAAAAGGGCCAGGACUUAGAGGCUCGGCUUAUAGAUACUUACGUCAUCCAGUGCCAGGCUGAGGCUCAAGAAGUAACAAUUGCCCGAGCAAUUGAGCUGAAGCAUGCUCCAGGAGUGAUUGCUGCGCUUGCGUACGAAACAGCCAGCUUCUACCAGAAAGCAGAUCAUACUUUAUCCAGUUUGGAGCCUGCAUACUCUGCUAAAUGGAGGAAGUACCUUCACCUGAAGAUGUGCUUCUACACGGCCUAUGCAUAUUGUUACCAUGGCCAGACCCUGUUGGCUAGUGAUAAAUGUGGAGAAGCAAUCAGGUCUCUCCAAGAAGCAGAAAAAUUGUACGCAGAGGCUGAAGCCCUGUGCAAAGAGUAUGGGGAAACCAAAGGACCAGGACCUACAGCCAAGCCAUCAGGUUACCUGUUCUUCCGGAAGCUUGGCAGCCUUGUGAAAAACACCCUGGACAAAUGUCAGAGAGAAAACGAGUUCAUUUACUUUCAAAAAAUUCCAACAGAAGCCCCACAACUGGAACUCAAAGCAAAUUAUGGGCUGGUAGAGCCUGUGCCUUUUGAAUUUCCUCCUAUGAGUGCUCACUGGACACCGGAAGCGUUGGCUGCAUUUGAUCUCACCAAGAGACCCAAGGAUGACAGUGUCAAACCCAAACCGGAAGACGACGUGAAACCUGUAAAAGAACCAGAUAUCAAACCUCAAAAGGACACUGGGAGUUCUGUCUCUUAAGUGACACUUGUUUAGAGAUCUCGCUGCCAGUUCCUAAGAUGAACUGCGGGCUUCACUUCACCUUUUCUGUUUUCUAUGAAGCCCAUGGGAUAAUUACUGACUUCAGAGGGACUUGGCCUUUUGUUUAUUUAUUCUUGAUUUUUAACAUAGAAAUGUUUUAUGCUUUU